AUGGAUCUCCAAAUCCUCUACUUUGCAUUCAUUUUCUCCAUUUUCAUCUUUAUGGCACACAAAAUAGUGACCAAGAAAUCAGAUUCAACUCCAAAUUUACCACCAGGACCAUGGAAACUACCUGUGAUAGGGAACAUACACAACCUUGCUGGCUCAUCACUUCCUCAUCAUAGGCUAAGAGACUUAGCAGCAAAAUAUGGACCCUUGAUGUAUCUCAAGCUUGGAGAGGUUCCUACCAUUGUGGUUUCAUCCUCAAAGUAUGCUAGAGAGGUGUUGAAAACUCAUGAUCUAACAUUUGCAUCAAGGCCUAUUGUGCUAGCUCCCAAGAUAAUGGGUUAUGAUUCUCUUGAUAUAGCAUUUGCACCAUAUGGUGAUUAUUGGAGACAACUAAAGAAGAUAUUUGCAUUGGAGCUAUUAUGUUCAAAACGUGUCCAAUCUUUUCAACCUAUUAGAGAGGAAGUGUUUUCUAAUUUCAUCAAAAGGGUUGCUUCAGAGGAAGGAUCACCCAUCAAUCUCACAGAAGAAGUGAUGUCAGCAUUGUUUACAACCACUUCAAGAACUGCAGUUGGUAAGAAGUGUAGGCACCAUGAAAAACUAAUAGAAGUGGUAAAGGAUGCAACAGAAGUUGCUGGAGGUUUUGACUUGGCAGAUUUGUACCCUUCUGCAAAAUGGCUUCAACACAUCUCAGGGACAAAGUCUAGGCUUGAGAAGUUGCACCAAAAAGCUGACAACAUACUUCAAAUGAUAAUCAGUGAGCAUAGAGAGUUUAAAUCAAGAGCCAAAGAAGAGCAAGGUGAAGAAGUGGGGGAAGCUCUUUUAGAUGUGCUCUUGAAAGGAGAGUUUUGCUUAAGUGAUGAUAGUAUCAAGGCUCAGAUCUGGGAUAUUUUUGGCGGUGGAAGUGAUACAUCAUCAGUUACCAUAACAUGGGCAAUGGCAGAAAUGAUUAGAAAUCCAAGUAUAAUGAAAAGGGUACAAGCUGAGGUGAGAGAGGUAUUUAAAAAAGAAGGAAAGCCUAAUGAAAGUGGCCUUGAAAAUCUAAAAUAUUUGAAAUGUGUUGUCAAAGAGACAUUGAGAUUACACCCUCCUGGCCCUCUUUUGCUUCCAAGAGAGUGUGGACAAGCUUGUGAGAUAAAGGGGUAUCAUAUACCUAUGAAAAGCAAGGUCAUGGUCAAUGUUUGGGCAAUUGCAAGAGACCCAGAACAUUGGAAUGAGCCUGAAAGGUUUUAUCCUGAGAGGUUCAUGGAAAGUUCUAUUGACUACAGAGGCAACAAUUUUGAGUUCCUCCCAUUUGGUUCUGGAAGGAGAAUGUGCCCAGGCCUCACCUUUGGCGUCCUCAAUGUUGAGUAUGCACUUGCUUUGUUGACUUAUCAUUUUGAUUGGAAACUUCCCAAUGGAAUGAAAAGUGAAGAUUUGGACAUGAGUGAGGUUUUUGGAAUCACAGUUAGGCAAAAAGAUGAUUUGGUCUUGAUUCCUAAAACUUUUCAUCCUUAGCCUAUUCCUCUACCUCGAUCCUAGUGUUAUGUUUGGAACCAUAUAUGUUGCAACACAGAGAACAUGUUUACUGGAACGCUACAAGAUGUAACUUACGCAUGCAUUAGUACUUAAAUUCCAGGGUUUCGUGCAUAAUUUAUAUCUAUUAUCUACUCUUGAUCAUCUCAUGUUAAUUACUUGUUUGAAAAUAAAUGAAGAAUGUCCAU
This is a messenger RNA of Abrus precatorius (Indian licorice), 1697 nucleotides long. Its product is annotated as cytochrome P450 71D9-like. The transcript is spliced from 2 exons. Gene Ontology annotation, molecular function: iron ion binding; oxidoreductase activity, acting on paired donors, with incorporation or reduction of molecular oxygen; monooxygenase activity. NCBI's taxonomy places the organism in Eukaryota, Viridiplantae, Streptophyta, Magnoliopsida, Fabales, Fabaceae. Bases 1 to 1491 code for a protein of 496 amino acids. The record is from RefSeq and is a predicted model, not a curated record.